Messenger RNA from Triticum dicoccoides, 1317 nucleotides. Its product is annotated as BTB/POZ and MATH domain-containing protein 1-like. The transcript has a single exon. The record is from RefSeq and is a predicted model, not a curated record. NCBI's taxonomy places the organism in Eukaryota, Viridiplantae, Streptophyta, Magnoliopsida, Poales, Poaceae. Gene Ontology annotation, molecular function: protein binding. Bases 1 to 1077 code for a protein of 358 amino acids. Gene Ontology annotation, biological process: protein ubiquitination.
AUGGCGUCCUCCGGCACCAGCGGGAAGCCGUCGAGGUCCGCCAUCGUGGCCGACACGGCCAGCGGGCACCACUUCCUCACCAUCCACGGCUACUCCUGCACCAAGGACCUUCCCACCGGAGAGAAGAUCAGUUCCAGGCGCUUCAAAGUCGGCGGCCACUGCUGGCGCAUCGACUACUACCCCAACGGCACGAACUCGGCGGUCGCGGAUUACGUAUCCCUCUCCCUAAUCCUCGACGAAGAUGUCGCGGCGGGGGUGAAGGCGAAGCACUGCUUCUGCCUCUCUGGGGAAGCGGAGAAAAUUCAAGCGGCCGGGCUGACGGCGGCGCCGGUGUUCACAUUCUCGUCCAGGAGGUCUUGCUUCCUCAACUGGUACUCGACCUUCAUCAGAAGGGAGGACCUGCAGAAGUCCAAGAAUCUAGAGAACGACUCGUUCACCGUCCGGUGUGAUAUCCUCGUCGUCCAUGGUUACCGCGCCCAGCACGCGGCGGCGGCGGCUUUCGUCUCCGUGCCCCCGUGCGACCUGCAGGGGGACCUUGGCAAGCUCCUCGAGACCGAGAAAGGUGCCGAUGUGGUGUUCGAGGUCGGCGGUGAGACCAUCGCCGCGCACCGGUGUGUGCUGGCAGCCCGCUCGUCAGUCUUCGCAGCCGAGCUCUUCGGACCAAUGAAGGAGGGCAAGGCUGACGAUGGCAUCGUGCGUGUGGAAGACAUGGAGGUGGAGGUGUUCAAGGCAAUGCUCCAUUUUGCAUACACUGGCUCAUUGCCCAAGAUGCGCAAAGAAGAGGAAGACGUCACCUGCCAGCAUCUGCUUGUCGCUGCACACAGGUUCGACAUGGGGCGGUUGAAGCUGAUUUGCGAGGAGAAGCUGUGCGAGUACAUUGACAUUGGCACGGCGGCGAACAUCCUGGCACUGGCCGAGCAACACUGCUGUGAGGGCCUGAAGAAGGCAUGCUUUGAUUUUCUCGCUGCUCCAGAAAAUCUGAGGGCCGUCGCAGCCACUGACGGCUUCCAGCAUCUCAGCGUGAGCUGCCCUUCUCUUAUGGUCGAGCUCGUGGCCAUGUCCCCAGUGCAACGGUGAAUCGUGGUUUCUAGACUAAUGUAGUAAUCAGGUAGCCGUCCUGCAUCUAUCCGAGUUAACAACCGAGAUGCAAAAUUAGCCUCAUUUUGCCCUGUUUUGUCGGUUCAUUGCAUCUCUGCAACCAUGCCAAUUAACCAGGAAUUGCGUUGGAAUCAGAAGGCAUAGAAUGCUCAAGUUUUUAGACAAUGAUAGCUUGUGGUUUAGCAUGGGGCGCUUCAUGCUUUCUGAACUUUAUUUAAA